Heterostelium album PN500 is the source of this 1527-nucleotide messenger RNA. Its product is annotated as FNIP repeat-containing protein. The coding region runs from base 1 to 1527 and encodes 508 amino acids. The transcript has 2 exons. NCBI's taxonomy places the organism in Eukaryota, Evosea, Eumycetozoa, Acytosteliales, Acytosteliaceae. The record is from RefSeq and is a predicted model, not a curated record.
AUGCAAUCUAAUAAUAAUAAUAAUAGUAACAAAGAUAAUAUAUUUGUCAAUUUACCUAUCUUGUUAAUUGAAAGUAUAGUUAAUAGAAUAAAAGAGAAUAUAGAUAAAAUAUGCUUUACUUUUGUUUGUAAGAGAUUCUUUGAUUUAAGAGAGAAAUACUUGUUGUUUGAUUCAAAUACAAUCAAUCUCAAAUAUGAAAAUCUCUAUCUCAACUCUUUUAAAUCAAUCUACGAGAAUUCUUUGAAAUCAAAAGAUAAUUGUGUUCUCUCAAAUAGUCAUGGUGAUGAUUAUGAUGUAACAGACUUUGACAAUGUAAAUAAUAAUGAAAGUGCUAUGUUGCUACAUCAUUCCAAUGUUAAAAACUUCAAAUAUUGCGAGACAUUACAAUAUCCACUACCACCGAAACUAAAGAAACUCAGAUUUGCAUACGAUUUCAAUGAGGGUUUACAUUGUGGAUCUUUCCCUGAUGGUGUAGAAGUUAUAAAGUUUGGAGAGAGGUUUACCAAAUCGAUUGAACCAGGUGUUCUACCAGUGUCAUUGAAGAAGCUAUCAUUUGGAAAUGAUUAUAGAGCUCCUUUGGUUCCAGGAUCGUUGCCACCCAAACUUGAAGAACUGAAAAGCCAUUUGUCACCUAUUACAGCCAAUAUAUUACCACACACUCUUCGAGUAUUGAAGUUUGUACCGAUAUCAUGGAUGUCAGUGAUUAAAGAACUUCCAAACUUGGAAGUAUUGCAUUUCGAUGAUUCAAAUAAUGUCGAUGAAGAUGUCAUGCAAGUAGAUCUUAGUGAAAUACCUAAAUCAGUAACCGAUUUGGCAUUUAUCUCUGAUUACACAUUGACAUCAGCACUUCCAUUGACAAUCAAAAAAUUUACAAUGCAUGAUGACAAAUUUUUCAAACACGAAGAGCUAUUCCCACCAACUGUUAAUUAUGAUUUGGAUUCAUUGGAGUUGUGGAUGUCUGUGUCACUGCCAAGUAACGUCAAGGUGAAGAAGAUGACCAUUGUAACAUACUCACUAACAUUGGUUGCUGGACAAAUCAAAGAAGCAUAUGGUAUUGAAUCAUUGGAUAUCAGUCGUUGUAGCAUUUAUGAUUUCAAAGAAGGAUUUCUACCUUCGACUGUUAAGGAAUUGAGAAUCAUUGUCAGUAGCUUUGAAAGAGAAAUAACACUUCCGGAAACACUUGAAACCAUGAUAUUGGUCAACAGUAACCGAUCCAAUGCAAACAAGUUGAUCAUCCCACGAUCGGUCACAACAGUAGUUGUAGAAUCGGAUUUAAGUGACCUAAGUCUUGAUAUGAUACCACCGACAGUCAAUCAAAUUUUCAUCACCAAAAAAUACAACCACAGCAAGCAUUGUGAAAUUCGAAAGUUUGACAAUGAUCACUACCUUGUUUUUGGUAAACCUGGAGAACUCAAGUUCAUUGGCACUCUAUUUCAUCGAUCUUUAUUACCAAAUAUAUUUAGAUUAAUAUUAAUAGGUCUAAUAAAGAAAAUGAUGAAAAAGUUGGGUUCUUUGCAAAUUUUAUAA